UCUCACCUAGGGGAGAUGGAACCUAUCAUACGGGAGAAAUUAUUCAUCACACAGACGCUACUGACCUUAGAUUUAUCCACGUGUAGGGUGGAUAUGAAAGACUUGUUGCUUAACUGCACUAUAAAUUGGAUUGGGGGCAAGUCGUUUAAGAGCCAUCCUAGAGUUGAAGAAUUCAAUUACCAAGUAAAGGCCUUCCAAAUACUAAAGAAAAUGUCUUGCUGCGGAGGAAACUGUGGCUGUGGCUCUGGAUGCAAGUGCGGCAGCGGCUGCGGCGGAUGUGGUAUGUACCCUGACAUCGUAGAGAACACCAGAACUGAGACCCUCAUUGCAGGAGUUGCACCUCCUAAGAAGUUCUAUGAGGGUUCUGAGAUGAACUUUGGUGCUGAGAGUGGGAAUGGCUGCAAGUGUGGAUCAAACUGCAGCUGUGAUCCAUGCAACUGCAAAUGAGAAAGCAGCAUGGAAAUGGACCCAGCAAAGCUGUACUUGAUGUUCUCAAUAAAUACCAAAAAAAUUAGGAAAAAAAAAAUUUCGUUAAUGAAUAUGUAUAAUAGAGCUUGGCUUGCUGCUGUAAAUAAAACAGCCUUGGGUUAUCCAAAUCCUUGUAUUAGGAUUUCCUUCCAGCAGUUUCAUGGCUUGUUUUAUGUGUUGUGUCCUCUCUGCUUUGCUGGUCUUAACUUGUCUUCAGUGUACUUUUGGAAGGGGAACUUCAGUUAGUAUUGUGAUCAUUGAUUAAAACAUCUCCCUUCACUUA
Molecule: messenger RNA, 751 nt
Organism: Hevea brasiliensis (rubber tree)
Lineage: Eukaryota; Viridiplantae; Streptophyta; Magnoliopsida; Malpighiales; Euphorbiaceae
Product: metallothionein-like protein type 2
Molecular function (GO): metal ion binding
Source: RefSeq, a predicted model, not a curated record